CCUUCAAAAUAAACAAAGUAAGAUAUAUUGAUGAUUAGAAGACAAUGGUUUCUUUUAUUCUCUACAAACUGGGGUGAGCAAUAAAUGGGCAGACUUCACUGUUACACUGUUUAUAACGUGAAAAUUACGAAGAAGCUGUUAUCUGCUUUUCAAGACUGAAAUUUGUCAUAGUUGUAUAAGAACGCACAUUCUUGAGAUAAACAUUAUCAAUAAGAUGUCAGAGGGAGGAGAUGAUUUAGUCACAAUCAACGGUACUCUACAGAAACACAUCAACACACUGGCUUGUAAAACACAUCAUAAAUGUGAUGUCUGUGCUAGGGAAUUUAGUCAAAGUGGUGACUUAAAAAAACACCUGAGAACACAUACUGGUGAAAAACCUUAUAAAUGUGAUGUUUGUGCUAAAGCAUUUAGUCAAAGUAGUCACAUAAAGAGACACUUGAUAACACAUUCUGGUGAAAAACCUCAUGAAUGUGAUGUUUGUUUUCGAAAAUUUACCGACUUAAAGAGACAUAUGAGAACACAUACUGGUGAAAAGCCUCAUACAUGUAACGUUUGUGCUAGUGAAUUUUCUCAAGGGAGUCAACUAAAAGCACACAUGAGUACACAUACUGGAGAUAGUCCUCAUGGCUGUGAUGUAUGUGGUAAAGGUUUUCGUUUUCUAAGUUAUUUACAGAUUCACAUGAGAACUCAUACAGGCGAUAAACCCCAUGAGUGUGAUGUUUGUGAUAAAAGCUUUAGUCAGCAUGGAACUUUACGGAUUCACAUGAGAACUCAUACAGGUGAUAAACCUUAUAACUGUGGUGAAUGUGGUAAAGGGUUUAGUCACCGUAGUAAUUUACAGAGACACACGAGACUACAUACAGGGGAUAAACAUGAUAAACCUUAUGACUGUGAUUUAUGUGGUAAAGUGUUUCGUAAUAGGCGAAUUUUACGGUACCACAUGACAACACAUACAGGUGAUAAACCUAAUAACUGUGGUGAAUGUGGUAAGAGGUUUAGUAAUAGGAUGAUUUUACGUGAACACAUGAGAACACAUAUAGCUGAUAAACCUUAUAACUGUGGUGAAUGUGGUAAGAGGUUUAGUAAUAGGAUGAUUUUACGUGAACACAUGAGAACACAUAUAUACAGGUGUUAUGACUGAGAUACAUGUGGUAAAAGAUUUGAUCAGAGUGAUGCUUUACAGAAACACAUGAGAACACAUACAAGCGAUAAACCGAAGUAAUUUACAAUGUCACAUGAGAACACAUACAAGCGAUAAACUGAAGUAAUUUACAAUGUCACAUGAGAAAACAUACAAGCGAUAAACCGAAGUAAUUUACAAUGUCACAUGAGAACACAUACAAGCGAUAAACCGAAGUAAUUUACAAUGUCACAUGAGAACACAUACAAGCGAUAAACCGAAGUAAUUUACAAUGUCACAUGAGAACACAUACAAGCGAUAAACCGAAGUAAUUUACAAUGUCACAUGAGAACCCAUACAAGCGAUAAACCGAAGUAAUUUACAAUGUCACAUGAGAACACAUACAGGGUUAACACUUCAUUUGUGUGAUGUAUGUGGUAAAAGAUUUAGUCCGUAUGUGAUUAACAUGAGAAAUAUCGUGAAUGUGACUUACAAUGUACCAUGAUGUAUGUGGUAAACAUGAUCGUUUUCGUGAAUGUGAUGGACAAUGUACAAUGAUGUAUGUGAUAAACAUGAUGAAUAUCGUGAAUGUGACGGACAAUGUACAAUGAUGUUGGUACACAUGAUAAAUAUCGUGAAUGUGACGGACAAUGUACAAUGAUGUAUGUGGUAAACAUAAUAGAUGUCGUGAAUGUGACGGGCAAUGUACAAUGAUGUAUGUGGUAAACAUGAUAUAUAUCGUGAAUGUGACGGACAAUGUACAAUGAUGUAUGUGGUAAACAUGAUAUAUAUAUAUCGUGAAUGUGACGGACAAUGUACAAUGAUGUAUGUGGUAAACAUGAUAUAUAUCGUGAAU
Molecule: messenger RNA, 1976 nt
Organism: Mytilus trossulus (common blue mussel)
Lineage: Eukaryota; Metazoa; Mollusca; Bivalvia; Mytilida; Mytilidae
Product: zinc finger protein 239-like
Exons: 2
Coding region: 215-1141 (308 amino acids)
Biological process (GO): regulation of transcription by RNA polymerase II
Molecular function (GO): DNA-binding transcription factor activity, RNA polymerase II-specific; RNA polymerase II cis-regulatory region sequence-specific DNA binding
Source: RefSeq, a predicted model, not a curated record